Molecule: messenger RNA, 3684 nt
Organism: Eimeria necatrix
Lineage: Eukaryota; Apicomplexa; Conoidasida; Eucoccidiorida; Eimeriidae
Exons: 4
Coding region: 1-3684 (1227 amino acids)
Source: RefSeq, a predicted model, not a curated record
AUGCCUACAAAUUUGUGGCAGUUCAUGGUUUGGGGGAGGUGUAGGCAUCGAAGAUUCAGUGCAGUCGCAACUACCUUUCUCGCUGUCUUUACAAUCCUGAUGCUUUUUCCUCAACGUCUUCCACAUGCAGGGCUUUGUACAUUCGAAUCUGGUAAAUAUGCAGCUCUGUCAAUCGGACUUAUCCUUCCCGUCACAGCUAUCCCGAAAAUUGAGCUUCUUGAGGUUCUCUUUGCAGCAAACCACAGUUUAGCGAACGACUAUGGGGUCUCUUACGAACCAUAUGGUAUGUAUAUGGAGUCAGGCGAGCCCUAUUCCGAGCCGCUGCUAGUUGAUGCAGCAGAUUCUGGGUCUAUUCACAUCGUAUAUCACCACUGCCCUUAUACAGAUGCAGCACUGCGUGGUUGGAGGUUCGAAGGCAACCAAUUCAUCACUGCAAACCCUGGGGAGACUCCGUUGCUGCUCAGUAGGAGGGAAAAAAUGUGCGUUGCUAGGCGUGUGGAGAUUCGCAGCGACGGAGAGCAGGAGGGGUCGGAGCUGACUUUAACUGCCGGUGAUCGACAAGAGCCGCGCUUUUUUGGCUAUAGGGUGGAUGAACAAGGUUACAUAGCUUAUUUUGUUGCAUUUACACGCAUGUUGCCUUCUGCAUGCGUUAACUUACAGUGCUGUGUCGCCAACUCAAAUUUGCCAUGCGAAAUAGUCUUCUACGAUGUGCGCGCUCCAGAAAAGCUGUCGCUCUUUGAGAAGGUCGUUGGCAGUCCAAGUGUUAACCUUAGUCACGAUUGUCCUCUGUGCCUCCAUUAUGGCGGAGAAGAUGGGGUGCCGCUUGAGUAUUUCACUUCCAUUGAAGAGUACCAGCUUUCUCAAGACUGUCCGAAUCUUAAGCCACACACGUACGGAGAUUCGUUUGUGUUUCUGGGGCCAGGGACUGAUGGAAGCCGUGUCCACAAGCACUUCGCCAUUGGUUCGCUCAGCAACACAUUGCAGAUAAGGGAGUUUGGUAGGAUGACUCAAGUUUCAGUGCAAUACCCUAACAACCUGUGGCUUUCACGAGCGGGAGCCUACCAUGAGAAUUUUUAUCCGCCUGAAGCGAUGAGAAGCUACUACAUUGUUCGGGGGGCUGAGUACACGCGUGCGGAUGAGAGUAGGGAAAAACUUCAACAGGUGCUAUUCUACUACGAUUCUUUGUCCAAUGCACAAGAGAACAAGGGGUCAUCGUUUAUAUCGAAUCUUAAAAAGCCUGAGGUGGCGAACACCAAAAUUCCCGACGCCAUCUUCGCUGAGCACCCUAUUGCUAACGAUGUGACGUACUUCCACAGUAAUCCCGUAGAAAGUGAAUUUAGGUUCGUUGCUGGAGGAGGCUUCAAACUUCCAUCUGUCAAGUUUGCCAGCCCUGCCACAAUCAAAGGCUUCUGCGCUGCGCCGCUGUUCUAUGAUCAGUGGGCAGUUUUCCUUGCUCUCGAAGAGACAGCUUCACAAUCUACACAGCAGCGGCAGAAGCCAUCGCCCACAGCGCGAAGCGACGAUGCUUCUUGGGAAACAACUCCCCUUCCUUGGUGGGACGAUACAGCACUUCCCGAGUUCUCCAAAGCGCGUCGGGGGCAGUUGCUCUACAUGCAGGUCCCCAUCUCUGGUAGUCGUUCGUACAACGAAAUGACACUAAGAGUCUUCAAUGCGGACUCGUACCGUUCAUUUCACUGUUCUGCUGCGGGCAGUACUUCGGUGCUGCUGCUGCACCAUGACACAGUGAACCACAUUCUCCACGUAGAAGAACGACUGAGAGACGGGUCUCUAAUAGAGGAGUCGCAGAUUGAAAUAAGGCGCGUCUUGCAUGGUUCCCUGUUGCCAACCAGGACAGUGACAUCUCUACAGAAAGCUCCAGACUCAGUAAUCUGGAUUAACUUGUUGACGACGAAAAGGUUCUCGGUGGACGAAAGUUUUUACUACGUCCCGGCAGAACUCCCAGGAAGGAUUGCUUCUGUACAAAGGGCCACCGGAUUCUACACAGAUGGCGAUUGUCUUGGAGAGUGGUCACCUUCAUUAUCGACAGCGAAUUGUUCGGAGUUCUGCGUCUCUCUUCAUGCGUACCAAGUAAAGGUUGCUUCCCGCGGGGGCUCUGCUUGCGCUUUUCAGGCCGGCGUUGAGCUGGCCAAGCACUGCCUCGAGUCUCCAUGCAGUCGUGUUGAUAUUGGGAAUAUCCUCAUCAACAGGCAGCCCGUCAACGCAGACGGAGAACCAGAUGCAGCCUCUGCAAGCAUGAAAAAUGGCACACUAUCUCUACAUACGCAGAUAUCUGGGCCCUCCGCGACAUUAAAAUUUGCUGGACGCUUGCCUGAGGAACUUACGCCGCAGCUGGAUGAACAAAUGUUGAGAUCUUUUGAUAAAUUGGGGAAUUCUGAGAGUCCUGAGAUACAGCUGUGGCAAGAUGGGUUGCUGGAUACCUCAACGCAAAUCCAACUCGGAGCAAACGGGGAAGCAUUAGUAACUGUCGAGCUCAAAAGUGUCAUAGAUUUGUGGCAUAUACGCUUGGCAUUUGUAUCCGUAGCAGGUACAGAAGCAGCUCAAGUUGCUUCUUUCAACUUUUCACUGUCAGUUGUCGAUGACAGUGGAGAGGAUAUCCAUACAUGGGAAACAAGUGUACCUCCAUCCCCAGCUGCGCAAAGCGUGUGGGAGGCGAUGGAUUUGCGGUUGUACCGGGCUAAAACAAUAUCCAUAAAGGCAACGCAGCCGUUUCGAAUUGCAGAGUUUCAAGUAUUUGGCAUGCCUUUGGAAACCUGUCCUCCAGGAGGCUUCUUGGGUCCUUCCAGCUGUAGUGUGCCAGUUGUACAGAGGCUUACAUCUCACUUGAGCCUCGACUGUCAAGGAGCGUGGAGCGAGUGGACGGCGUUCAUGCAAGUAUACCAAACGGAAAAGGAAGGGGGAAUUCCCUGCGAGUUUUUCCAGCAUGAGCCUUGCGCAGAUGGGCUAUGCAACUCCGUUUUUGGAGUAAGCCUUUUAAGAGCCGAAGACUGCUAUCCGUCUCCGUCUCGCUGGUCGGAGUGUAUCGGGUGCAGACAAAUGCGUGUGUGGCAUAUACUUCGUGCCGCCGCUGCGGAAGGAAAACCUUGCCCAUCUAGCAUUUUCGAGACCCGCACUUGCACGAGCGGUGAGGGCUGUGAAGUCAGCCUCGUUACCUUCCCUGUGCCGCCAGACCAACCAGCCACUGACGACGACGGUGCGUCAAACGAAAAUGACCUCAUGCGCCCGAUUGGUGGAGUUUUUUUAUUGGCAGCUGUUGGUUGUGUCCUAUUACUAUUAGCGGGUCUUGAGAUGUGGAGACGUUGGGGCACAUCCAUGGCUGCCUAUAGAGAAGUAAUCAAUAUGCAGCGUCAGAGAGACCUAAUGGCAGCACGCGAGCAGAUGAUUAAGUACAAGAAAAUGAUCCAAGAGUACAAGGAUCAGGUUGAGAGAGAGGAGGGGAAAGAUGCUUCUCAAGAAGAAGCCUUGGAGCAAUUGGAUUCGUUGUUAAUGCAGCAUGUCGUAACCGACACUGCAGAAGAAGAACAGACUUUGAAAAGUGGAAGUGGCACCCAUACUCACGAGAAUUCCGACAACAUUGGUGCUUUAACUGGGAGAGAAGGCACUAAGGAUGAUGGCAGUAUUGAUCUGACAAAGUUAGAGAGCCAGGAAGCUGAGCAACCUUUAUAG